Corvus hawaiiensis (hawaiian crow) is the source of this 7570-nucleotide messenger RNA. RefSeq names its product solute carrier family 7 member 5 (gene SLC7A5). Bases 182 to 1750 code for a protein of 522 amino acids. Lineage: Eukaryota; Metazoa; Chordata; Aves; Passeriformes; Corvidae. Gene Ontology annotation, molecular function: L-amino acid transmembrane transporter activity; neutral L-amino acid transmembrane transporter activity. The record is from RefSeq and is a predicted model, not a curated record. Gene Ontology annotation, cellular component: membrane. Gene Ontology annotation, biological process: amino acid transmembrane transport; neutral amino acid transport. The transcript has 10 exons.
GAGGGGGCCGGGCUGAGAGCGGGGCCGAGCGUAAGCCGGGGGCUGCACCAUCCCCCCCGAGCUCCUGCCCUCCUCCUCCUCCUCCUCCCCCCGGAACGGAGCCCGGCCCACCGCCGCCGGAACAAAAGGGGCGGCCGAAGGUGGCGGCGUGGCCGCUCCGCCGCUCCCCUGCUCCGCCACCAUGUCUGCCAGCGGAGGCAGCUCCCCCGGCAAUGCCGUGAAGAAGCGGAGCCCUGCCGGCUCGGCCGCCUCGCUGGCGCAGGAAGAUGAGAAGCAGGCGAUGGAGAAGAUGCUGGAAGGGGCGCAGGAAAACGGCUGUGCCCGCUCGCCAUCGCCCUGCGGCUCGGCGGAGGGGGUGACCCUGCAGCGGAACAUCACCCUGCUGAACGGCGUGGCCAUCAUCGUGGGCACCAUCAUCGGCUCCGGCAUCUUCGUCACCCCCACGGGCGUGCUGCGGGAGGCCGGCUCGCCGGGGCUGUCACUCGUGGUCUGGGCCGUGUGCGGCGCCUUCUCCAUCGUGGGCGCGCUGUGCUACGCCGAGCUCGGCACCACCAUCACCAAGUCCGGCGGAGACUACGCCUAUAUGCUGGAGGUGUACGGCUCCCUGCCCGCCUUCCUGAAGCUCUGGAUAGAGCUGCUCAUCAUCCGGCCCUCCUCGCAGUACAUCGUGGCUCUGGUGUUCGCCACGUACCUGCUCAAGCCCAUCUUCCCCACGUGCCCCGUGCCCGAUGAGGCUGCCAAGCUGGUGGCCUGUCUGUGUGUCCUGCUGCUCACAGCUGUGAACUGCUACAGUGUCAAGGCUGCCACCCGUGUGCAGGACGCCUUUGCUGCGGCCAAGCUGCUGGCGCUGGCUCUCAUCAUCAUCCUGGGCUUCGUGCAGCUGGCAAAGGGUGAUGUGGAAAACCUGACCCCUGAGAAAUCCUUCGAGGGCACCAAGGUGGGCGUUGGGAACAUCGUGCUGGCUCUGUACAGCGGCCUCUUUGCCUACGGAGGAUGGAAUUACUUGAAUUUUGUGACAGAAGAGAUGAUAAAUCCCUACAGAAACCUGCCUCUGGCUAUCAUCAUCUCCCUGCCUGUCGUCACUCUGGUGUAUGUGCUGACCAACUUGGCUUACUUCACCACGCUGAGCACGGAGCAGAUGCUGAUGUCCGAGGCCGUGGCUGUGGAUUUUGGGAAUUACCACCUCGGUGUCAUGUCCUGGAUCAUCCCUGUCUUUGUUGGCCUCUCGUGCUUUGGGUCUGUCAAUGGAUCUCUCUUCACUUCUUCCCGGCUGUUCUUCGUGGGAUCCCGAGAGGGGCACCUGCCUUCCAUCCUGUCCAUGAUCCAUCCCCGGCUCCUCACCCCUGUCCCGUCCCUCGUGUUCACGUGUGUCAUGACCCUGCUCUAUGCCUUCUCCAACAACAUCUUCUCAGUCAUCAACUUCUUCAGCUUCUUCAACUGGCUGUGCGUGGCCCUGGCCAUCAUCGGGAUGAUGUGGCUGCGGUACAAGAAGCCAGAGCUGGAGAGGCCCAUCAAGGUGAACAUCUGCCUGCCCAUCUUCUUCAUCCUGGCCUGCCUGUUCCUCAUUGCUGUUUCCUUCUGGAUGACGCCCAAGGAAUGUGGGAUCGGCUUUGCCAUCAUCCUCAGUGGGAUCCCCAUUUACUUCUUCGGGGUCUGGUGGCAAAACAAGCCCAAGUGGGUUCUCCAAGGCAUCUUCUCCGCCACAGUCCUGUGCCAGAAACUGAUGGAAGUGGUUCCUCAGGAAUCCUAGGCAGGAAAAGCAGGGACAUUGAGCUCGAGGAAACGCACAACGUGAUUUUGAGAUGACACAAGGAUCCGACCCCUCACUCCCGAAUCCCAGGCACCGGAGCGCCCCGCGGGAGCUGCUUCCCGCUGCCGCCACGGCCCCAAGGCUCUGCUUCGCCUCCUGCAGCCCCUCCAGCCCCGCCCAGCCUUGCAGCCCAGUGAGGAGAAGUUCUUGGUACGAGCACGAGCCAGGAGGAUGAAUUCCAAAGGGCAAUUCCAGAGAGGUGCUGCCUGUGCCCUCUGUGUGUGUGAGGGCUGUGCUUGGAUCUGGGGGGCUCCUUUGCUUUGCCUCUGGGAUCUGCUGGAGCCUGGUUGGAGUGGUCUGAGCGCCUGAGGGGGCUGGGGCUGCCACAGAGCCCUGGGGGGGACCUUGGCCUGGCCCAGGGGUGGGGUUGGGAAGCGGAGGUUUGCUGAUGUUGCCUCAUCCCCCCCCAAACUAAAACCCCCACGUGCUGCAGGACCCCACCUGGCAGCGGGACAAGGCAGAGCAGGACCAGUGACGUGGGGGGGCCUCAUCCGAGUGGCACUGUGUUCCUCCCUAGAGCCCUGCCACCCUUUGGAUUUGGAUCACCACUCCCAGAUCCAAGCCAGCUCCCUGCUGCUGAGCCAGUCCUCCAGGAUGCUCUUCCCCACAAUGCCCAUCCCAUGGCCCUGGGAAUGAGCACUGAGGGGGGAGUUCCUGCUGAGAAGCCCUGGAACUGCACUCAUCAGAAGGCCAAGUCCUUGGCUUGCUCAUUCCCUGCUUUUCUGUGCCAGGCUUUCAUCCAGUGUGGGAUGAGCAGCCUCGUGCUCUCCUCACAGCCCUGCUCAGGGAGCCGUGUUUGCCCCUAAACCAUCUGCAGAGAGCCAUAAAGGGUGGGAUUCCCCUGGCACAUUCCCUGGGGUCUCUCUGUGCGCUGCCUGGCGCUGUUCCCUUUGUCCUGCUGUGUGUGUCUCCUCUGGAAUGUGCCAUGGAGAUGGGACCAACCGGCUCUGCGGUGUGGAGAAGGGCAGAUGUCCUGGCUGGCUGGAGCCACCUCGGGCUGCUGGAGAUCAUGGAAUGGGGUGGAAAGAGACCUUAAAGCUCUUGGGCAGGGACACCUUCCACCAUCCCAGGUUGCUCCAAGCCCUGUCCAGCCUUGCCGUGGACACUGCCAGGGAUCCAGGGGCAGCCACAGCUGCUCUGGGCGCCCUGUGCCAGGGCCUCCCCACCUGUGAGAAAUGAAAGUGAGUUCUGCCCUUAGGAGCAGGGCCUGGGCCUGAUCCUCCCUCGUGCAUCAGGUCUGGCCUGACGAGAUCCCAGCACCACCCUCCCGUUCAGGAGCGAUCCUGGAGCACAAUCCGUGAUCCACAUGUGAAAUCCUGGUUUGCUGUCGUGGGUGGUGCUGUCCCAUCCCUGAGCACUCCCGGAAUUCCUGUAGUUCCCGAGUAGUCAGCAUUGUCCCCUUAGGGACACGUUGCUUCCUCUGGUCCAAAGUGUCACCUUUGGGAAAGCUGCAGUUCCUGAACCAUUUGCUCCUUGUGCCUCUGCGCUCCAACAUCACUUGGAAUUCUGAUCUUUUCCCCACUGGAGCUGCUUUGCUGUCUGUGUUGCAGAUCUUUGUGCUCGUGCUUUGUGCAGGUGGCUUGGUGAACUAUUUCCCAUUUUUUUUGGUAAACUUGGCCGUUGGGAAGCCAGGAUGCUCUGGGAGCUGUCGCUUCCCGCUGGAUUCUCCUCGCAGCGUAGAGUUCUUUGGGAUGAAGGGGCAUUAAGGACACCAUGGUACUCGCUCAGGCCUUGUCCUGGGAAGUUCUGCAGCACUCCAGGGGUGUCAGGGGAGGGGCAGCUCCUGCCCAGCUGUGUGGCCGUGUCCAGGUGCAGCUCCAUGCUCCGGCUUUGCCAGCCCCGCAUCCUGCUCCGAGGCAGGAAUAGGGGAGACAAUCAGCUCUUUAUUCCAUGGCAGCUGGGGUGGAGAUUCCCAAACCAGCUCAGUGACGGCGUGGAGAUUCCCAAUCCAGCUCUCCGGGAGCUGAGUUAAUCCAUGAGGAUUUGCAGCUGGUUUGGGAAUAUCCAGAGGGCAGAACCCAAAGCUUUUGGCCAGUGCCUGGCUGUGCAGGGACCUACAUGCAAUGAGCUGGUGCAUCUCGGAUCCGAUGCCUGUGGAGAGGCUUUGGCAUAAAUAAGGUCAUGAAUCACAAAACCUGAACUGGAUUUUUGGCUUCUUCCAGCUGAAGGCUGAGAUGGUUUUGAGCAGUGAUGGGAAAUCACAGCUCCUGCUGGAGCUGUUCCAUGGAGAGGGGACCUCAGUCUGUCACCUGCCACUCAGGCUGCAGGUUUUUUUGGCUGUGAGGGUCUCAGGGCAGCUCCUGCAGGGCCUGGGUUCAGCGUGGGGGCUCUCAGUGCCAAAACCCACCAGCAGAAUCCCUUGGGAUGCAAAGCAAAGGCAUUGGAAUCUCAGCCACCUCAACCCAAAGUCAGUUGGCACCAAGGGCCCUCCACAGAGAGCUGAGGAUUGGGGCCGGAGCUCCCAAGGGAUGGCCACUUUGUCCAUCAGGUGCUGGCCAUCACAGUGUCCUCCUGGUGACCCUUUGACACUGGUUUGAAAGAGGAGCUGUCACACUAAAAAAUACUUUUUUAUCAAUUAAUGGAUUUGAAUUAAAUCCUUAACUCGCUCGCUUUGCUUUUUGUGGAUUUUCAUGGUUUCUCACUUGCUGCUGAAGAUCUUUCUCUUGUACUAACCUGAGGCUCUGGCACUGAUCCCACGUUUGUGGGGAUCUCGCCAGCAUCUCCUUAGCAAUAGAGGUUUAGGAAGAAACUGAACCAGGUACCAGCACAGGGCCACAAAAAGGCUGAGUUUGGUCAGCCACAGCUCACAUCUCAAAUUUAUCUGCCAAAAAGCUGAUUUCUUUCACCCUGGAGUUGUUGAUCCCCCAUAGCUUUCCUCCACCAGAGCUUGGUGACACGGCUGGAAGAGCUUGGGUUGGUUUUCCCUGGAGGUUUGGGAGAUGAUGAGGGAGGGGGUACAACUGGAUUUCAUUUAAUAUAGAAAAGACAGUGAAGUCGUUCCUGCCAUCAGGGAAACGGCUGCCACAGCCUCUGCUGUCCCGCGUGGCAGCUUUUCCCGUGGAUCAGCGGCCGUCCGCCCUCGGCUUGCGCUGUUCCCAUGGAUUUGGGUGUGGAAAAGGGAGAACACAUCCCUGGGAAAGAUCUCCUUGCUGCUUGUUUUCUUCAACCCCAGAGUGAGAUGUGUCAGGGAGGGCAGGGAGAGCGACAGAGAGUUCCCAGAGUUUGCCAUCGUUCCCAGCACUGGAGGUGGGAUUUUUCCUGUUGUUUCUCCGUUGUCUUUGGAGCCCGUGGUCGGUCACAGCUCCUGCACCCAUGGAGGGAGAUGAACCCUCCCCACAAGGACCCUGCCACCACAGUGACCUAAACGAGGUUCCACGGGAGUCUCUUGCAUUGACAGCUUCCUGCAAGUACGGCCUGGGCUGUUGUGUCCAUGGAAUUCAGGUUGGAAAAGACCUUGAAGGUCACAAGCCCAUGGGCGGCGCCGUGGCUGUGCCGCAGCGAUCCCGUGCUCCUUGACUGACCCCAGCUUUCAAUUAUUGCUCCUCUCCAGUUGUUUUCGAGUUCAGGCUCCCAGGCUGGCAGUUGUUUGGGGUGUUCACAGAGUUGCAUCCUGCAGGGAUUGCUAAACAGAGCAGGAGCUGCUGGCCAGGCACUUCCGUGCCCGUUGGGUUCCUCUUUCUAAAUGAACCCUUCCUGCAGCUGGGAGGGGAGCCAGCCCUGCUCAGCCCUGCAAAAAUCAGGGGGAUCUAUGUCAUCUUGGUGGAUUUGAAAUGAUUUUUUUUUUUUAAACUUCCUGCCGAAUUUGCAGUGUUUCCCAUCUCAGACACCGUGUUCUGGUAAACGCAGCUUUUGUUUGGAACAGCCCCCUCGGUGGCCACAGAGUUCAAAGGGACUCUGGCACAGUUGAACAAACUUUGAAGGCCCUUCAGCUGGAUUGAAACUCCUGGGAAGUGGCUUUGCUGUUCUCCAAGUCCUCUCCCAGUGGGUGUCUCAGGCAUGGGAAUCAGUUGGGCUUCUGCAGGGGCUGCUCCAUGCUGGGUCUGGGCAGGGGCAGUGGGGUUGCAGCAGAGCUGCUCCCUGAGCUGUGCCUUCCCAACCCUGGAGAGAUGUGCCCAGUGGCAGGGUCCUGGGCUGGCUGCAGGGAAUCCCAGGGAGCGUUUCCACUCGGUCUGGGAAGGUACCUGUGCCUUCAGCCAAGGCCACGGUGCUCUCGCGCUUUAACAAGAAAUAAAAUUCCGAACCAAACCCGUAAGGAAACUGCCAAACGUUGUCAUUGCACAACGCUCCGGCUGCUUGGGGUUGUUCCCAUGGGAUGCCAGCUUUUCCAGCAUCCAUUGUGCAACCCCAGUGCUCAUGACAUGAAAGGGGAGGGCGAUUGGGAAAGGGCUGGAACAAGGCAGCUCCUGGAGCUUGGGAAAGGGCAGCCCUAGGGUGAGGCAGCUCCGGGCUGGUGCCGAGCUCUGGCCGUGACCCCAGGGAUUGAAUCCCAGCCUUGUGCCGGCCCUGGGAGCAUCCCUGGCUCCGGGAUGAGCCAGAGCCAGCCACGCUUGGCUGCCAAGCAGGGAGAUCCUGCAGGGAUGGGAAUCUGCUCCCUCAUCCCUGACAGGACAUCCCAGGGGAGCUCGGUGCUGAGGGAUGUUCCAGGGGUUCCUCAUUCCAGGUGGCUCCUUGAGGAGAUACAGCCAGGAUUGUGCUGGGUUUGCCUGGGCUCACGUUCUUCCCAGUUGGAACUGGAGCUGGCUUGGGAACGUGUGGGGGAUGCUGCUGGUGCAACCAAGAGCUCCCAGUUUGAUGAUGCAGGGUAGGAAAGGUGGCUUGGGGUUGGUGAUCCCAAAGGAUCCGAUACCCAGAGGAUAAUUUCAAGCUUUUCACCCCCCAUUCCUUGCCUGAGCAGGAGUGUUGCUUCCUCCAGCUGUGGGAGUGGUAAUGAGUAAAAACAAAAGUAUUUUUUUAAACACUGAAUUAAUUUCUGAACUGCCUAAAAGAGACUUUAUAGCUACACUGGAGUUCUUCCCGAGGGCUGACGUUCAGCCCGGCGCAGGGGCUCUCCCUCAUCCCGGCCUGUGGGAUGUGCCAGGCUCUGGCUGCGCUGGGAUCAACGUCAAACACAGGGAAAGAAUUCCCUAUUUGUUCAGGGGACAGGGGGAGGUCCAUGUCCCACCAAAAUCCUUGGAGAGGGAGGAUCUUGAGUGGUUCCCAGACCUCGCUCCGACCCUCAGAACAAAGGGAGGGUGACCUUCACUCCUGGUGAAGAAUCUGACUUUUCAGAAACACUUCGCUUUGUAUUUUUGUUGUUUUUUAUUUUAAAAACACAGAAAAAAAAUCCUCUUAACACACACAAGAAAACCUAGACCUGAGUUACAAUUUUGUUAUAUUUGGUUGCUUUAAAAAAAACCUAUUUUACUAAUUUAAAUAUUGCUGUAGAUGACACUAUUUAUUUGAAAGGGGUAAAUAUCUUUUAGUCUUAAUUCUUCUCCAGUAAGCGCUGUGUAUUCCCAACGUUUGUGUUCCUGGCAGCACAGAAUUCCACUGACUGAGGGCUGGUCAGCCAGUAGCUCCUGAAUCCAAUGGCCUUGGACAACAAGAUGUCUCUUGCAAUGUAUGGUUUUGGUUUUUUUUUUGUAGUAUUUCUCGAUUCUUUUAUGUCUGUGGUUUAACAGAUCUGUUCAAUGUUUGGGUUGUUCCAUGUUUUGGGUUGUUUUGUUUUUGUUUUUUUUUUUUAACAAAGAAAGCUGAAUUACAACACUCUCGUUUCUGGUC